Triplophysa rosa is the source of this 2136-nucleotide messenger RNA. RefSeq names its product peptidase inhibitor 16. The coding region runs from base 350 to 1165 and encodes 271 amino acids. Lineage: Eukaryota; Metazoa; Chordata; Actinopteri; Cypriniformes; Nemacheilidae. The transcript has 6 exons. The record is from RefSeq and is a predicted model, not a curated record. Gene Ontology annotation, cellular component: extracellular region.
UUAUGUUGCUGGAGUGAAUCGGACAACAGGCAGUGAUUCAAUGUGACACUUGUGAUGAAGUCAUAUGGAGUGUGUGAGAUGUGUAAUCUGAGUCUGGCCGAUCAGGACAGGCGGGGUGGGAGUUACAGUCUGGGGUGCUGAAAGGGUCCUGUACUUCUUGUGAAACUGCAAAGCCGACUGGUGUUCAUCUCUCAAUUGCUCUCUCUCUCUCUCUCUCUCUCUCUCUCUCUCUCAAGCACACACACUGAGGGAGAACAUUAACAUGCUCUAAAGGAAAAAACAAAGAUUUCUGUCACGAGGCGAGACCGCAGACAACAGGAGGAGAAUCUUACCAUUGACUGCAGUCAACAUGCAUCGGAAUACGGCCCUCCGGAACGCCGGGCUCUGGAUUCUUCUGAGUUUAGCGGCGGGUCACCUGACAGAGCAACAGACAUCUAACAUCAUAGAUAUUCACAAUGAUAUCCGCUCGCAGGUCAAGCCCAGCGCUGCCUUCAUGCAGAAAGUGGUAUGGGACGAGACACUGCGUCUGAUGGCAGAAGCAUAUGCAGCCAAAUGUAUCUGGGACCACAACCCUGACCUCAAGAGCCUCGAACUGGGGGAAAACCUCUUUGUAACCACUGGACCAUUUAAUGUUACCCAAGCAAUGCUUGACUGGUUUGAAGAGAUUCAUGAUUAUGAAUAUGAAAACAACAACUGCCCUGAAGACAAAAUGUGUGGUCACUACACUCAGAUGGUGUGGGCGGACAGCAGACAAAUCGGAUGUGCUACUCAUGUGUGUGAUACUCUAGAGGGUUUGGAUUUACCAAAGUCCACUCUUCUCGUCUGCAAUUAUUAUCCGACAGGAAAUUUUGAAGGACAGAGGCCGUAUGAGUCAGGAGAGUCAUGCUCAAAGUGUCCAGAGGAACUGCCAACGUGUGAGGAGAACAUCUGUGUGAAACGUCUUCCAUCGGAGGAGCCACCUGAGGCCACAAAACAUCCAGCCGUCUCAACCAAGCAAGCCACCAUCCCACCCCGUACACAUGAGCCCACCUCUGUUCCUGAAGAGGGACACAGAAGAAUGGAGAAGACAUUGAAAAGUGAUGUCAUAAAGGCUGGAUCAGAGGUGGAGAGAACUUUAGCUCCUCUGCUGAUGCUCGUCUGGCUUUCUGCAGCUUUCAUUCUGUGAAAAAAUCCAUCUGGACACACACAAAAAACAAACGUACAAUAAUUCAUAUACGGUACAAAUGUUUGACUCAUAAUAUGACUGCGCUUUACAAAUGAACAACUAGAACUUGAAGACAAAACUGCAAAACCCUUUAGUUAGUAACUGCAUUUGACAUGAAAGACGUUGGGAACAUGCUAUAGUACAUGUAAAACUAUUUCAAACAUAAUAUUGCUGAUAAAAUUGAAGAUUUGAUAUGUUCAUUUUAAAUCAGUUAUAGAAAGUUUUCUACAUUCAAAAGCAUACAUUUUAAAGCAAGUAGCCAGUUUCAGAUCUAGUCAUCUCAAUAUCAGUGUUUUUUUGUUUACUGUAAGGGCAAAUAAAUGGUCUCAAAUUAUUGUAUGCUUUAACAUUGAUAUAUUUGUGUUUGACGCAGCAGUCAUAUUGCUUUUGCAUGACAAUCAUGCUUUCUAUAGAUUUACAGGAGCAUUAGUUUGAGCUUGAAAUCGACAGGUGUACUAAGCACAAGAAAUAUUGUACCCUUGCAAAGUUUAUAACUGUAAGAUGUAUUGUGUGUUUAUCUCUUUAUUUGUAAAUGUCAUUUAUGUUGAUUUGUUAAAUUCCAAGGCGUUUCUUAGAGAAAUGGUGAGAAACUGGAAUUUAAAAUAUCUGAAUGAACUGGAAUAUUUGUUAAAAAUCUCCAAUUGAGUUUAUAAGUUUAUCUGUUAGUUUAUCCACCAGGUUAAUGUUAAUAUUAACAUCAUGAUUUUAUCCCUCUCUUUGGUCGUUUAUACAGUCACAUUGUUACUUAUGUUUACUGCCAAUAACAUCUACUGACCAUCGAUAUUUUUGAUCGGGAUUGAUUUUGUACUUUGGACAAAACAAAUGCCACUAGAUGGCAGUAGAACUCAAUAUAAAUGCUGGUAUUGUUUUUAAAUGUUCUCGAAGUGUUGUUUCUGUGUUUAAAGACUAUAAAUUCAAAUGCUGGUCAAAUA